Messenger RNA from Phaeodactylum tricornutum CCAP 1055/1, 1632 nucleotides. RefSeq lists its product with no specific name. The coding region runs from base 1 to 1632 and encodes 543 amino acids. The record is from RefSeq and is a predicted model, not a curated record. NCBI's taxonomy places the organism in Eukaryota, Bacillariophyta, Bacillariophyceae, Surirellales, Neidiaceae. The transcript is spliced from 2 exons.
AUGCAUAUGCGACCGUCACCCAAGGCAAAUCGGUGCGUCUCCAAUUCCCGUUCGACCUCUCCCCAAACCGCACACGCCCAUCCGCUCGCAUUGCUGACUAACAUGGUGCAAGGGAUUGAGACCAUUUCGUUCCCUACCAACGCCGCCGGCAUGGCAAUCAAUCGCCGGUCUCCUCGUGCGGAUCGUAGCUCGACUCGUACGUCCCUACAACGAGACGCGGCGUCGUCGUCGUCGUCGUCAGCAGCGGGGAACCGUCGAUUCCUGCCCGUCACGUCCGCUUAUCUCAGAUAUCAAACGAUGCACACCUUUGUCGUGAGUCAACCGAUGAGCGCUGCCGUACUUUUACUCCUCGUUGUGGCGGCACUCGACGGUUUUUACGAAAGUGUACGCGUACGGCACCCGUACAAUUUCGCACACGGGUUGUCCCCCGCGUCGGGACUUUCCAAACUCCCCUCGUCGUCUCUCCGCCGGACGGCAACGACCGGUGCGAACGGAUCCGAACUACCGACACCACUGCUAGCCAAGCAUUCGACUACGGCUACGACUGCAGCCAAUGACACGGCUUCGAUUCCUACCGCCGAUAAUGCACCCCCAACAACCCGAGUUCAAUCGGCUUUCGCGGACAACAGCGUCAGCGACAAUCCGUCGUGCCUCGGCAAGGAGCAUUUGGUACAGAUUCUGAUCGCCGCGGGGAAAACUCCGGAGGAAGCCGAGGCACAGUGUCCCACCCUACCUCUCUGGCAAGAAGUGGUGGAUCUGUACGGCGACGCCCCCAUCAUACUGGGGCAGGAGCGGUGUCAGGCCUACCGGGAAGCCGUGCGCAAUCAGUUCGAAGACGCACCUCCUCUGCACAACAUUCGCGUGGACGGACUCUUCAACGUGGGUACCAACGCUCUGGCACAGAACAAUUUGUUGAAUCUUGAACACGGACGGUACUUUCAACCCAAUUUGUCCUUGGACGAUCCGGACUAUGCGGAAAAGCUGGGCGUGCUCCUCUUCGUGGGUUGGGGCAAACAUUCCAUGAUCAAGUACAAGCCAACUAAUGCGAGGUUACAGUUACCCGUAGUACUCGUCCGAGAUCCCUACCGGUGGAUGAAGAGUAUGUGCAAAACUCCGUACCGGGCUGUUUUUGACCAACAACCCAAUCAUUGCCCCAACCUUGUCCCUACCGAGGACGAACAACUCGCCUCCGGCAAUUUAACUACCUACAAAGUUUCGGUCACUCAGAAUGCCCACAGUACGGUGACGGACGAAUUCGAUUCCCUCGCCGACUACUGGUCGGAAUGGAACCGCAUGUACCGGGACGUGGAGUUCCCGCGGCUGAUUGUACGCUUUGAGGACACCAUUUUUCACGCGGAAGCCGUCAUGGACGCGAUUGCCCGUUGCGCGGGCGUGGAACGGGCAAAACCUUACCGUUACUACGUAGAACAAGCCAAAUCCCACGGUCUCAGCUCCAAUUUUGUGACAGCCUUGGCCAAGUACGGGACAAGCCAAGGACGGUUCGACGGCAUGACUCCAGCCGACCUCGCUUACGCCCGGACCCAUCUAGAUCCGGCACUCAUGAAUACGUUUGGUUACCAGUACCAAGGCAGGUAUACUGCGCCGCAAGUUUCAUUGGCCAAAGAGUCUUAG